Messenger RNA from Eucalyptus grandis, 429 nucleotides. RefSeq lists its product as uncharacterized. The record is from RefSeq and is a predicted model, not a curated record. Bases 1 to 429 code for a protein of 142 amino acids. The transcript has 2 exons. Gene Ontology annotation, molecular function: protein binding. Lineage: Eukaryota; Viridiplantae; Streptophyta; Magnoliopsida; Myrtales; Myrtaceae.
AUGGUGUGCGACAACAAAAUAUACGUCACUGGGGACCAGUCCACUUCGUUUAGUGCUAAGGGAAUCCCAUCUGCCGAGGUGUAUGAUCUGAGUUCUGUGCCUAGCAUGAGCAUGUCGAGUAAAGUCCAAGUGAUCGGCGGAUACAACGAGAAGCUAGACUCGGGUCACACAAUCCCUUUCAUCGUGGAGCAUGGCUCGGUCGAUGUGUACAAUCCGAACAUGGGGAGAUGGGAACUGAUGGCGACAAUGUGGCAAUCGGAUGUUCCACCUAGCCAAAUUCUUGCCCUUGAUGAUGGGAGGCUGUUCACCUCAGGAGAUCGCCGCAGGUCUUGGAAGGGCUACAUCAUUGCCCAUGAUCCCGAGCUCAACAUGUGGGACACCGUCCCUGGGUCGCUACAAGAGACUGUCUUCAGCGGUGGCCAUGUCUGA